Molecule: messenger RNA, 3292 nt
Organism: Eruca vesicaria subsp. sativa (arugula)
Lineage: Eukaryota; Viridiplantae; Streptophyta; Magnoliopsida; Brassicales; Brassicaceae
Source: the annotation of a GenBank genome assembly
AUGGAGAACUCCGGCUAUGGCAAAGACGGCAUUUACCGAUCACUUCGUCCAACGCUCGUUCUUCCCGAAGAUCCCAACAUAUCGUUAGUCUCUUUCCUCUUCCGUAACACCUCUUCUUACCCAACAAAGCUUGCUCUCGUUGACUCUGACACCGGCGACUCUUUAACCUUCUCUCAGCUCAAGUCCACCGUUUCUAGACUCGCACACGGGUUUCUCCGUCUAGGCAUCCGCAAAAACGACGUCGUGAUGAUCUUCGCACCAAACUCUUACCAGUUCCCUCUCUGUUUCCUCGCCGUAACAGCGAUCGGCGGCGUUUUCACCACCGUGAAUCCUGCUUACACUGUCAAUGAGGUUUCAAAGCAGGUCAAAGACUGUAACCCUAAGAUCAUCAUCACCGUUCAAGAACUGCUCGAAAAGGUCAAGACUUUUGAUCUCCCCAUCGUGCUACUCGGACAGAGUAGUCUUGACUCGAGUUCUUCCGAGAUCCUUAGUUUAAAGAACGUGAUGGAGCUGUCCGAGCCAGUUUCAGAUCUACCUUACGUGGAUGUCAAGCAAUCGGACACGGCUGCACUGUUGUAUUCCUCUGGAACUACGGGAAUGAGCAAAGGUGUGGAGCUAACUCACGGGAACUUCAUAGCAACGGCUCUGAUGGUGACGAUGGAUCAAGAUCUCAUGGGAGAGUAUCACGGUGUGUUCUUGUGUUUUCUUCCCAUGUUCCAUGUGUUUGGGUUGAGUGUGGUUACUUAUGCACAGCUUCAGAGAGGGAAUGCUGUGAUCUCCAUGGCGAAGUUCGAUCUCGUGAAGCUACUUCAGAACAUUGAGAAGUAUAGAGUCACUCAGCUUUGGGUUGUUCCACCUGUGUUCCUUGCUCUUGCCAAGCAAAGUAUUGUGAAGAAGUAUGAUCUUUCUUCACUUAAGUACAUUGGAUCAGGAGCUGCUCCUCUUGGGAAAGAUUCGAUGGAGGAGUGUGCAAGAAACAUCCCUAAUGUUGUGCUUAUGCAGGGCUACGCAAUGACUGAAACGUGUGGAAUAGUCUCUAUGGAAGACCCGAGACGCGGGAAAAGAAACUCUGGUUCAGCUGGGAUGCUUGCUUCAGGUAUUGAAGCUCAGGUGGUCAGUGUAGGAUCUGGAACACUUCAACCUCCGAAUCAACAAGGCGAGAUAUGGGUUCGAGGACCUAACAUGAUGAAAGGUUAUCUCAAUAACGCUGAAGCUACUAAAGAAACUAUAGAUGACAAUGGUUGGGUACAUACCGGAGAUCUUGGAUACUUUAACGAGGAUGGUAACCUUUUCAUCGUCGAACGAAUCAAAGAACUUAUCAAAUGCAACGGUUUCCAGGUUGCACCAGCUGAGCUAGAAGCUCUUCUUGUAUCCCAUCCUGAAUUACUAGACGCUAUCGUUAUCCCGUUCCCUGAUGUUUAUGCGGGUGAAGUUCCAAUUGCAUUUGUUGUACGGUCACCGAAAACCUCAAUAUCAGAGGAAGAUGUUCAAAAGUUCAUAGCCAAACAGGUUGCUCCUUAUAAAAGACUACGAAGAGUGAGCUUCGUUAGCACCAUCAUUGACUCUGACUCCGGCGACUCCUUAACCUUCUCCGACCUCAAAUCCUCCGUUGCUAGACUCGCACACGGCUUCCUCAAACUGGGUAUCCGUCAAAACGACGUUGUUCUCAUCUUCGCUCCGAACUCUCACCAGUUCCCUCUCUGUUUCCUCGCCGUCUCCGCCAUCGGAGCCGUUUUCACCACCGCGAAUCCUCUCUACACCACCAACGAGGUCUCCAAGCAGAUCAAAGACUCGAACCCUAAACUCAUCAUCACCGUUGAACCAUUACUCGAUAAAGUCAAAGGCUUUAACCUCCCUUUAGUGCUCCUCGGAUCUAACGAGAGUCUUGAAUCAAACUCAAAGAUCGUCACUUUCAAGAAAGUGAUGGAUCUUUCAGACAAAGUUUCAGAUCUCCCUGUCGUUGACAUCAAGCAAUCCGACACAGCUGCACUCUUGUAUUCGUCAGGGACCACAGGGAUAAGCAAAGGUGUUGAACUGACUCAUGGGAACUUUAUAGCAGCGUCUUUGAUGGUGACGAUGGAUCAAGAUCUCAUGGGAGAGUAUCACGGUGUGUUCUUGUGCUUUCUUCCCAUGUUUCAUGUGUUUGGUCUUGCUGUGAUCGCUUACUCUCAGCUUCAGAGAGGGAAUGCUUUGGUUUCCAUGGCUAGGUUUGAGCUUGAGUUGCUGCUUAAGAAUAUUGAGAAGUAUAGAGUUACUCAGCUUUGGGUUGUUCCUCCUGUGUUCCUUGCUCUUGCUAAGCAAAGGGUUGUGAAAAAGUAUGAUCUUUCUUCGCUCAAGUAUAUUGGGUCUGGAGCUGCUCCUCUUGGGAAGGAUUUGAUGGAAGAGUGUGGAAGAAACAUUCCUAAUGUCGUGCUUAUGCAGGGUUAUGGAAUGACUGAAACGUGUGGGAUAGUCUCUGUGGAGGACCCGAGGCUCGGGAAAAGGAACUCUGGUUCAGCUGGAAUGCUUGCUCCUGGUAUUGAAGCUCAGAUAGUAAGUGUAGAAUCUGGAAAGUCUCAGCCUCCUAAUCAACAAGGGGAGAUAUGGGUUCGAGGCCCUAACAUGAUGAAAGGUUAUUUCAAUAACCCUCAGGCUACUAAAGAAACAAUAGAUAAGAAAGGUUGGGUACAUACGGGAGAUCUUGGUUACUUCAACGAAGAUGGUAACCUUUUCGUUGUUGAUAGACUCAAAGAACUUAUCAAAUACAAAGGCUUCCAGGUUGCUCCAGCUGAAUUAGAAGGUCUACUCGUAUCACAUCCUGAGAUACUAGAUGCUGUCGUUAUCCCGUUCCCUGAUGAAGAAGCUGGUGAAGUUCCAAUAGCAUUUGUUGUACGCUCACCAAAUAGCUCGAUAACAGAGGAAGAUAUUCAAAAGUUCAUAGCUAAACAGGUGGCUCCUUACAAAAGAUUAAGGAGAGUGAGUUUCAUUAGCAGUGUUCCAAAAUCUGCUGCUGGUAAGAUCUUGAGAAGGGAACUUGUUCAGCAAGUAAGGUCCAAGAUGUGAAGCAUCUUAUACUGCGGGAGAUCAGAGUCAUCUCUGUGCUGUCUUGUCUUUUUCACGUUUUUAUGUAUCAUUUGAAAUUAAACAAUUACACAAACUGUACAAAGUGAAGAAAAAUAACACAGGCUCAGAGGUAAAAUACAUGCACAAUAUUCUAUCUUUCUUUCUAUUUUUAGCAAUAAACAAACACAUGUUUCUUCACAAGAAAAAAUAUACUCUGGUUUGUUUUGGUCAAAACAAUAUGAGAAUUUGC